AAAGCAAUAGGGUUCGUUAAGACUGAAGAGAAGAAGGGGCACACCGGUGGCAGCGGCGGAGGAGGAGCAGAAGUCAGAGUGAACCGGGACGCCGAGCACCGCUGCUGGUGCUUCAACAAAUUCAAUUCCAAAACACUGUUGCAUGUUGAUUCUUCAUCGUGCUCUAAAAUCAACUAAGUUCAUUCAUUUUCUCUGCUGCUACUCCCGAUUUAUCUCUCCAAUGACAGAUACCAAUUUCAAACCUUUGUGUACCCUUACUCCCAAUGUUGAACCCUCCACCAUAGAUUCCUCCAACCACACAGCUUCACCUACACGUGUUCAAUCCACUCCCGAGAUCGAAAAGAAGUAUGUCCACCGUGUGUAUGAUGCAAUCGCUCCUCAUUUCAGUUCAACGCGAUUCGCUAAAUGGCCAAAGGUUGCUGCUUUUCUAUCAUCUUUGCCUUCUGGAUCCCUUGUUCUUGAUGCUGGAUGCGGCAAUGGCAAAUACCUUGAUGCUGUGAAUCUUCCUUAUAGAACCGGUUUUGGUGAUGCUGCGAUUUCCAUUGCUGUGUUGCAUCAUUUAAGCACUGAACAUAGGAGGAUAAGAGCAAUAGAGGAGUUGGUUAGAGUAGUUAAGAAGGGUGGUUAUGUUCUGAUUACAGUUUGGGCCAAAGAACAAGAGCAUAGAUCAUUGAUUAGCAAAUGGACACCGCUUUCGGAGAAAUAUGUUGAAGAAGAGUGGAUAGGACCGGGUAGUCCUCGUGCUCGGCCGGCUGCUUCGCCAUUGCCUUUAACAAGUAUUCCAGAAAAUGAGGAGAGCAGCUCGGGUCAGGACAAGAAAGAUUGUGAUGAUGAGUUGAAAUUAUUGAGAGAUUUGAAGGUAGAGGACAAUGUAGAGAAUCAACAGGAGUAUUUUGUUCCUUGGCAUUUGCCUUAUCAUCGCGCCGAAAUUAGUGGUGCUUCUGCUCAGGCUCUUGCUAGUGGUCUUGCAACUAGAGAUGACAAAAAGGGUGCUGUGGUGUAUAAUAGAUAUUAUCAUGUUUUCAGUGAAGGCGAGCUUGAAAGCUUGACUACUAGAAUAAACAAUGUUAGAGUAGUUGAUAAGUUUUUUGACAAGUCCAACUGGUGUAUUAUUCUUGAGAAGAUUUCAUGACUAGUAAAGAAACCUAGCUGAUAUGUAAACAAAACUUGGUUGCUGCCAACCUCAGACAUAUCCUGCGCAUGAUCAAGAUCAGGCUGCAUUCUCCAAGUAACCCCUUGCCCUUGUUUUUAGUGUUCUUUCUCUUUGAUUUCCCUAUGCCCAAUUUUGAUUGUGACAAUAGGGCAUGAAGGACACCACUAUUUUGUGCAUGUUAGGUUGUCGGUAUUAUUGCUGGUACCUUGUAUGUGCUAAAAGUGCUGAACAUCUUUUAGCACAAUAGAGCAGUUACAAUGAUUUUAUUUACCCAGCAAUUUAUUUGAUGAUUGGAGAUUGUCAUGGGUUGAACUUAUUCCAUCAUUUCAACAGUAUUCGUGCUUUCUUUGUCGGCGACCCCAGGUGAUUAUAGCAUCAGCAGCUACCUGAGACUCAGAGAGGGUCUUUGGUUCAGUGAUGGAACAGAGUCCUUUUUAUUGUUCAGUGGCCACUGGCCACUGUCUAACUUUGGAAGAUGAUGUGAGUAAUUUAAUAUGAAAAUUUGUCUAAUGCUGGAUUUGGUAUAGCAGGAGCUGAAUUUUCUGUAAGGAUCUUAUAAGUUAUUUACUCAUGCUUUUGUGGUCAAGGAACUUAAACUCCCAGUUUCUUGUAGAGCUAGCCGCCUUUGCAAUUCAAUUAGCAUUUAGACAUCGAUAAAGCUGUCUUCAAAAUUUCAAACAUUUAAGAUAAAUGAGUUAGUUAUAUUUUCACA
This is a messenger RNA of Arachis stenosperma, 1865 nucleotides long. Its product is annotated as tRNA (carboxymethyluridine(34)-5-O)-methyltransferase. Gene Ontology annotation, biological process: tRNA wobble uridine modification. NCBI's taxonomy places the organism in Eukaryota, Viridiplantae, Streptophyta, Magnoliopsida, Fabales, Fabaceae. The transcript has 3 exons. The record is from RefSeq and is a predicted model, not a curated record. Gene Ontology annotation, molecular function: tRNA binding; S-adenosylmethionine-dependent methyltransferase activity. The coding region runs from base 143 to 1132 and encodes 329 amino acids. Gene Ontology annotation, cellular component: nucleus; cytoplasm.